GAGAUUCCGUGAGACUCGGACUCGGACUCUGUAGUUCAGCAAAAUUCAAGAUGUCGGCUGACGAGGACACCGAACUGCGCGAUCUUGUGGCUCAAACUUUGGAGACUAACGGAGUUCUGGGCAAAAUCAGGGCUCAGCUGAGAGCAAGUGUUUUUCUUGCCUUAGAAGAGCAGGGGGCCUUAGAGAGCAAGUCUCAGUUGGUCAACCAAGACCUGAAGAAGUUUCUCAACACCAAGGAAGGUCGUAUGGUUGCGGCGCUGGUGCGAGAGUUCCUCAUCCACUUCAACCUGGACUAUUCGCUGGCAGUCUUCGACCCAGAAACAAAUAUUGUAAGACUAUUUACUCCUGUACCAUACUAGUACUCGUUGUUUGAUUUUGAAUAGAGUCUGCU
Molecule: messenger RNA, 391 nt
Organism: Branchiostoma floridae (Florida lancelet)
Lineage: Eukaryota; Metazoa; Chordata; Leptocardii; Amphioxiformes; Branchiostomatidae
Product: centrosomal protein 43-like
Exons: 4
Coding region: 51-359 (102 amino acids)
Biological process (GO): microtubule anchoring
Cellular component (GO): centrosome
Molecular function (GO): protein binding
Source: RefSeq, a predicted model, not a curated record